Messenger RNA from Opisthorchis viverrini, 1366 nucleotides. RefSeq lists its product as hypothetical. The transcript is spliced from 8 exons. Gene Ontology annotation, molecular function: RNA binding. Lineage: Eukaryota; Metazoa; Platyhelminthes; Trematoda; Opisthorchiida; Opisthorchiidae. The record is from RefSeq and is a predicted model, not a curated record. Bases 98 to 1366 code for a protein of 422 amino acids.
CCCUAGAUCUCCGUCUUCUUUUCAGAGAUUGACCUGACCUCACCCGGCGCAAAAGUUGAGUUGAGACAUCCAAACAGGGGAAACACAUAAACUACGCAUGCCGUCAGAUACGCAUGAAGGCCGUACGAUUUUCGUCAGAAAUCUAUCGUUUGAUGUGGACAACGACAAACUGUAUGAUUUUUUCGCCGACUUUGGGGCCCUAGAAUUCGCCAAGGUGGUAAAGGAUCCUGUUACCUCGCAUUCUCGUGGCACGGGCUUUGUCAAGUUCACUCGAGCUGUAGAUGCCGCUUGCUAUCCCAACCUGGGGGUGAGAUGGCCUAAUUGGUUAGAGCGCAAAUUCACUGACCGGAAGUCCGAGGUUCGAACUCGACCUCUGCCUCUCGACUUCCCCUGUCUAGGCUUGGGCAACCUAGCAGUAUCUCAGCCCUCGUGCUUCCUUCGCGUGGCAUGGCAGCUAGGCGCCGAAAUGAAUGCAGCUCGUUUCACUCUGGACAACCGGACAAUGCACUUGUCCAUGGCGAUAUCCAGAGAAGAGGUACAGCAACUGAAAUCUACGAAGAACACAACAGCAGAGUCUACCGACUCAAACCGACCGGCUUUGAACCAAGCCGAUCAUCUGCAUCAGACGGGACGGAAUUUACACCUGGCUCGGGUCGGAUUGAUUCGUCCUGGCACGGCAGCCGCGGAGGGACUGACUGCGCAAGAUCUCGCCAAACGAGAAGCUCUUCUUCACGAAAAGAAAGCAAAGCUAAAGAAUCCAAAUAUUUUCAUUAGCGAUUUGCGUUUAUGUCUACGCAAUCUCCCAUUGACCGUCACCGAUGAAGACCUUCGACAAAUUUGUGCCGAUAUACUAUCUGAUAAAGGGAAGAAACGUCGAAUAACAGAGUGUCGUGUGAUGCGAAACCUUCAACCUGGGAAACAGCAAUUUCGGUCUUUGGGCUAUGCCUUUGUGUCCUGUUCCACCCAUGCGGAUGCCCUCAAACUGCUCAACGCGUUGAACAACAAUCCGGCUGUGUUCAAGGGACAACGGCGUCCAAUUGUUGAAUUCUCCCUGGAGAACAUGCUAGCUUUGGAGAAGAAACGUCGACGAGCAGAACGGUGUGCGGCUAUUCAAUCAAAGCGCUUGUCCGGAAAAACGUUAGCCAACCCAGCUAACCGUCCACCACCCGCUUCUAUGCGGUCUCACAAACCGAACCCGGGGAAUCGAUCCAACAAACAAGUUUCCACACGUAUUCUUCCCAAACGAUUCGGUCCGAAGAACCGCCAUCGCAAACGUAAAGGCAACAGUAAUGCAAAGAAAUCCACUAAACCCAAAGGACGAAUUUCACGAAAACAAAAGCGUUUGAAACAGCACAUGCAAAAGUGA